CCAACAUCACAGGCUAAUGCAGCUUCCCAUCAUGCCAUUUAAUCUCCCUUUUUGGUCUGUUUGACCGUCGCCCGGUUUGCCUUCAUCCGUCCUGUCAAACCGACUGGAUCUGCUGUCUGUGUCCGCCAGCGGGAUGAAACCGACAUAGUGAUAACGGAGCAUCCCCCCGCGUCCUCCUGUCCACGAGCGGAGCUUUGCUCCCACUCUCCUACCGACGGAGAUAUGAGACAUCCACUGCUCGAUGCAGCCCUGACAUUGUGGCUAUUUGUAGAGUGUGUAGAGGCGAAAAAGUACUGCUGGUAUUUCGAAGGUGGAUACCCCAUCUACUUCAUAUGCCGUUCCUACGAGGACUGCUGUGGGACUCGCUGCUGUGUGAGAGCCCUGUCCAUCCAAAGACUAUGGUACUUCUGGGUGCUGCUGAUGAUGGGAGUGUUGUUCUGCUGUGGUGCAGGCUUCUUCAUUCGCAGAAGGAUGUACCCGUCUCCUUUGAGAGACGAGCCAGCCUUCAAUGUCUCCUUCACUAGGCACCCUGUUACCACACCAGUUUCCCAGCAGCCAGGGAGCAUGCAGGGCUUCGGGGUGAAUGGAUUGGCAGGAGGCGACCCAGGGGUUACCGUGACACACCCGCCGUACCCGCCACAGCCUGGCUCCACCCACAUGAUGAUGGGUUCCUAUCCGCCACCUCCGUCGUACUGCAACCAUCCUCCACCAUCCUACGAACAAAUAUUUAAAAACAGCGACAAGAAGUGAUGUCUGCAAGGACUCGAGGAUGAAACGAAAUAAGGGAAUGUGGCACUGAGGCUGAAUCAUCAGGAUGUUUAGACACACAGGGACACGUGCCAGUGGACAGCGUUUUUUGAUGUAAAAACUGGAAGACACACACUCUCCUCCCAUGUGGAAAAGACUGAAAAAGCACAGUAACCAGUCACUCAUUCACCAUUUCCUUUCUAGCUCACACUACACACAAACACAUUCAUCUGAGGCCUCCUUUUUCUGAAUCCACAUGUAUGUACCAGCUUUCUGAACUGACGAUAAGUGAGGAUGGACGGAGUAAGUCGGAGGUUUCAUUCAGUGUCUCGCUCAGAAAAAGAAACUGCCAUGUGCAUUCAACAUUUUGAUUUUUAAAGGUUCUUCUUCUAUUAGGAAAACUGAAAAUACUGACAGCGAGCUCCAUAAUUAUAAAAAGGUCAGUUAGAAAAUGCCUUCUGUAGCCAGCAUUUUAGUGCAACAGCUCUUUACAUACCGAUGAGAUCACGAUCCAUUUUAUGUUACAGAUGUUUUUCCCAGUCAUGUAAAGACAUAACGAGCAGGCAGCGGCUCCUUUUCCUGAAAGCAGUGACAGUUUCGCCUCAACACAAUUUAUGUUCUCACUCUUUUCAUCAGCGUCAGAUGUCGAUUCUUAGUGCGAGGACAAACGAGAGGGCGUGUCACUUCUCUGAGUUACACUGAGAUGAGCUCUUUGGGUAAAUGUGUGUGCCUGAGAGCAGCACAUGUGUAAGAACAGGAACACCUACUGUUGUUUUGGGAGCAGUGUUUGUGUACUCAUUCAAAAAAGUCAUGCAUCACAUCAUUUGUCAUGCUACUCGCUACAUUAAUUUUGCAUUACUCACCAACAUGGCCUGUAGUACACCAUUAAGUUAACAUAUACCUUAGCCCGCAGUCCCACUGACACAAGAACACACAAGGUGUUUUUUUGUUGUGUCUGACUGCUCGUCUGUGCUUUUGUCGAAGUCAAAAGUCAAGCUUGGUUGGGGUCAGUAUGCGUUCAGUUUUACAUCAUUCUGGGUUCUGUUGUUUUGACUACAUUUAUUGGCCUUUCUUUGUCAGGUAAUUAAAACAGUUACAUCCCAGUUUAAAGUAAAAGAUGGUACUGUGUGUGUCUGUGGGACAGCAGUGAUAUGUCUUUUCCAUCAUCGUAAAAUUCAGUCUAGCCUGAUUUCUUACAGACUGUCAGGUUGUCAGACAACACAAAGGCAGAUUUAGCAGUGUAUCAGUGAAAGCAGAAAAAAGACACAGCAGCACACCAGAACACUAACAUAACCACUGCAACAACAUAUGCCAGUUCAGAACUGCUGAAUGCAGGAUGUGGAUGGUAGCAUUUUCCAUGGCUGUGUGACGGAUGGUGCAGCAGCGAUGCUCUUCUAUCCUCUGUCAGACCUGCUGAGUCACUGUGUGUGCAGAGCACAGGCACAUCUAGGAAACCAUCACUUGCAUUCAUCUUAUUUGAGGAGGUUAAUGGUCCAUAUACUCUGCAAAUGUGACCUUCCUCUAUUUAACAAGCUUUUUGCUACGAUGCUCAUUUUUCCAUAACAUUGCUGCAACAUGCAUCAAUCCUUAGUUUGCACAUUUUUAUUAAAACCCCUAAAAUUAGAGCUGCAAAUUUAUAAAAUACAUGGACCUAAAUUAUUAUUUAGCAAUUCUUGAUUAUUUAUGCGCAGUAAAAUUUGAUUUGAUGCUUGUUCAAAUGAUUUAUUCUUGCACAACCUCUGGUACCUGAUGAUGAAGAUAAAUGGAAUUAUGUAUUAUUGAUGCUGUGGUUUUAAUUCAUUUACUGGCUCAGUGUGUUUGCAUGAGAGUGGCGGGCAGCUCUCAGGCUGUCUCUGAGUGUUAAAUAGUUAAAUGCUGCCGAAUGUCCAUCAGUCCUACAUGUUGAAGCAUGCAUGCCCUGCUAGUGUUAUAUUUUUUUAAUCAGGCAGGGGAUCUGGACACUGUGUUUUAUCUGGUUAUUUCACACUGAGUGAUGUUCCUUUAAAGGUUGUAUGUGACAGUAAGUGCACGCUAAAAUGGGCCGUUAGCAGUAUUGGGGCACAGUGUACAGGAACCAUGCAACAUUAUAUGCUGUAGAAUGCAUCGAGCUAAAACCACGAUGGUCAGUAAACCUCAGAGCCAGCAGCAGCACAAGGCAGCUGAUCACAAUCUGCACACAAAGAACAUAAAACAAGUGAUGCUCUAAGUAGUGUUUUGAACACUGGGACAUGCUCAUUAGUUCACAUGAACCUGUCUGUGAGCAUAAUAUGGUUUGCCCAUCAGUGUCAGCACUGAGCAGGGCACCACGAUUUGAUCUACAAUAUUAUCUGUCCAAAGUCAUGUUCAGUGUAACACACAGUGUCACAGCACUAAUUCAUGGUUUGUGAUGACAUCAAAGACAUAUUGUACAUUUACCAGGAUAAGAACCUUUCCUUAUUGCCUUUUGUCAAACCAUUCACUGUUCGGUAUGCUAAUGAUAUUCCAGACUCACUGUAUACAUAUUCUGACACAUACUCUGAAUAAUUAUGGCUGAAUAUAACGAAAAUUUGGAAAAGGUGAUUUUUCCCCCCCUUUUUGGUAUUGUAGGUACUCUCAGCACAGUAUGUACUGAGGCUGUAGCUCAUUCACUGCUGAAGAAGCAGGAAACCCACAAGCACAGCAAAAACUGCAGUAAUCUACUUUAGGUUGUUUCAGGUAGCGACACACAUUUGAUUUGGUGGGCCCCAAACAGUUUUGUGUAUUUUCUCCCAGGAUCAAACUUUUGCUUGACAGACAGAUGCGUAAACCACUUUGACAUGGAGCCACUAUAACUGGUUAUAGUGGAACUAGAAUUCUGAAAAAAGUCAGAAUUCUGUCCUCAAACUCGAAAUUCUGAGUUUAAACUCAGUAUUCAGAAUUCUGAGUGUUAAGUCAGAAUUCUGAAAAAAGUCAGAAUUCUACGAGUUAGAGUUGUUCGUGGAAUUUUUAAGAGGGACGACAUUUCACAAACUGACUUGUUGCGCUGGCAUCCCAUUGCAGUACAAUGCUUGAAUUCGGGAGCUCUUUAACCUGUUCUUUCACCUGAAUUCAAACGUUAACAGGUGUGGCCUAUUUUGGACCAGGUACUGAAUCUAGUGUUUAAGCGAUUCAGCUUCUCAAAAUUAUGAUAGUUGCUGCAAAAUCUGAAAGUUCAUGCAUGUGGAAUUACAAAUAAAGCGAGGAGAGGCACAGAUCCACAGGACUUGCUUGCUUUAAUGUAAAAUUGUCCUUAAAGAUAUAAUAAAUAUCAAUCGAUGACGAUAAGUGAUGUGUGGCCCACCAGGUGAAAAAUAUGACAUGAAACUAAAGUGAAUUACUGUGAUUUUACUGUGUUUAUUGUGAUGCUACACUCUCACUUUUACAAUGUGGAUCCUUUGUUAUUUGUGAUGACUGAUAAAAAUUGUAGUGUGGGAUCUUUCUUUAGCUUCUGAAGGGGGGCAGGUCUGAGAACAAAAUUACUGCAGUACAGUAAGUACUCGUAGCUGCUGAUAUUUUGUCCCCCUCCUAGAUAAUCAUACCAGCAUAAGGUAGCAAGGUUUGAUCCCUAGACAGGCGUUACCAGUCCUUGCUGUUUAUGAAAUUGGUCAAAAAUCUGCACAUAAAGACAUUUUUAAACAUGGUUAACCAGCAACUCAUCACUUGAAUAAAGCAUUGUAUGUUUGUGCGA
This is a messenger RNA of Pundamilia nyererei, 4432 nucleotides long. RefSeq names its product VOPP1 WW domain binding protein b (gene vopp1b). Gene Ontology annotation, cellular component: cytoplasmic vesicle membrane. The transcript has 5 exons. Bases 223 to 750 code for a protein of 175 amino acids. The record is from RefSeq and is a predicted model, not a curated record. Lineage: Eukaryota; Metazoa; Chordata; Actinopteri; Cichliformes; Cichlidae.